Messenger RNA from Molossus molossus (Pallas's mastiff bat), 1557 nucleotides. Its product is annotated as putative tripartite motif-containing protein 75. Bases 72 to 1472 code for a protein of 466 amino acids. The transcript has a single exon. NCBI's taxonomy places the organism in Eukaryota, Metazoa, Chordata, Mammalia, Chiroptera, Molossidae. The record is from RefSeq and is a predicted model, not a curated record. Gene Ontology annotation, molecular function: zinc ion binding; protein binding.
UCUACUUCUCACUGCAGAGCCCAGCUCCCUGAAGAAGGCCCACCUCAGUCCAGUCCUUCACUGAGGGCCCAAUGGCGGUUGAAGCAGCUCUGGCAGGACUCCGGGCAGAGGUCAACUGUCCCAUCUGUCUGGAUGACCUGAGAGACCCUGUCACCAUCGAAUGCGGGCACAACUUCUGCCGCCCCUGCAUCCAGCAGUCCUGGGCUGACCUACAGGACAGGUUCCCUUGCCCUGUGUGCCGUCACCCGUGCCAGGACAGGCACUUGAGGAGCAACACCCAGCUGGGAAGGAUGGUCGACAUUGCCAAGCUCCUCCAGAUCACCAGGAGCAAGAAGAAGCGUCAGCAAGAGAGGCACUUGUGUGAGAAGCACAGCCAGGUCCUGACCCUCUUCUGUGAGGAGGACCUAGAGGUGUUGUGUCCCCUGUGCACUGAGCCCCCUGACCACCAGGGCCACCAGGUGAGGCCCGUGGAGGAGGCUGCCGCUCAUCACAGGGAAAGGCUCGGCAGUUACAUCGAGCCCCUGAAGAAGCAGGUGGAAGACGUUCAGAGGUUAAUAAGCAUUCAAAACAAAAAACCCUUAGAACUGAGAGAGAAGGUGGAAAACCAAAGGCUGGAAUUACUCUCUGAAUUUGAGCACCUGAGGCGGUUUUUAGACCGUGAUCAAGAAGUAGUUCUGUCAAGGUUAGCUGAUGAAGAAAAGGCUAUUGAAAAGAAACUCAGCGCUAAUAUAACCGCCUUUUCAGAGUACAAUUCCACACUCAAAGGUCUACUAAGUAAGGCGAUCGAGAGCAGCGUGCUGCCGGAAGUGGAACUGCUGCUACAAAUGAAAGAUUUCUACAAGAACUCGGAGCAGUUCAGCCCAUCGAUCUUUGCCGUUCAGUUAAGGAGAGACGGCUGCAGUUUUCCUUUCCAGUAUUCUGCUUUGCAGAAAAUCACAAAGACAUUUAGAGUAGAUGUAAUUCUAGACCCUGAAACGGCACACCCUCACUUGAUUGUCUCUGAGGAUAAAAAAUGUGUGAAAUAUACAAAGAGAAAACAAAACGUUCCUGAUUUUCCAAAAAGAUUUACAGUCAACACAGUUGUCCUGGGCUUUCCGUAUUUUCACUCCGGCAGGCACUUCUGGGAGGUGGACGUGGGAGAGAAAUCCAAGUGGGCUGUCGGGGUUUGCAGAGACUCUCUGUCCACAAGGUCGAGGAGGAGCCCGUCGGCCUCUCGGGGCUGCUGGAAGGUUCAGUGGCAGGGAGCUGGCUAUGACGUGCCCAGAGCUGGCACAGCCCGCUUCCUGGCAGCAGAGAAGCCUAGAAGCAUUGGCAUUUUCCUGGACUAUGAGAUGGGCGAGAUCUCAUUUUACAACAUGACUGACAAAUCUCAUAUCUAUAGUUUCACGGACACUUUCAAUCGACCUCUCAGGCCUUACUUCUACAUAGGACCCGAUUCAAAACCUCUCAGAAUCUGCGCAGGAACAGACUGAAUGAACACUUUCUAAUAGACUGGACCAGUUUAAUAGUUGUCUUUUUUUGUUUGCUUUUUUAAUGGAAGGUGGGUAUUAAUACAAC